This is a messenger RNA of Dichotomopilus funicola, 876 nucleotides long. Its product is annotated as acyl transferase/acyl hydrolase/lysophospholipase. The record is from RefSeq and is a predicted model, not a curated record. NCBI's taxonomy places the organism in Eukaryota, Fungi, Ascomycota, Sordariomycetes, Sordariales, Chaetomiaceae. Bases 1 to 876 code for a protein of 291 amino acids. The transcript has 3 exons. Gene Ontology annotation, cellular component: membrane. Gene Ontology annotation, biological process: arachidonate metabolic process.
AUGCUCGGUCGGCUUCGUAUGGGCGUUACGGAAUGUAUUGACAAGUACCUGCAGCUUUCUGCGUCGGCCUUCACGCGGAAGAGGAACAAGAUAAACAUCAUGGGCAAAGGAAAAGACUUAUGGACUAUGCACGGAAAAUACCGAUCCGAGAGUCUCGUCGAGGAGUUCAGAGCAGCCGCCAGCGAGGCCGCCGGAGAUGCGGACGCACUUCUAUUCGAGCCUGGCGGACUGUGCAGAGUCUUUGUUUGCACACAGUCCAAAGCGCUCAACACGCCCGUCUUGUUGCGAUCUUACACUACGGCCGACUCGGUCGACGGCUUAUCGACGACCGAUGUCAAGAUAUGGGAAGCUGCCCGUGCGACCUCGGCAGCAUCCACCUUCUUCGAUCCGAUACGCAUCGGCUGCCAGGAGUUUGUUGACGGGGCCACGGGUUGGAACAACCCCGUCGAGGCCGUCCUGGCCGAAGCCAACUCCAUCUGGAAAGACACCCCGUCGAGGAUCCAGUGCCUCGUGAGUAUCGGGACGGGCAAGUCUCAGUUCCGGGACUUCCGCAGUAACCUGAUCGAGAUGAAGCGGACGCUCGUGGCCUUGGCCACCGAGGCCGAAGAGACAGAGCAACGCGUCUACCGGAACCAGAAGAACUUUGGCGUUGGUGGACGCUAUUUCCGCUUCAAUGUUGACCGUGGUCUAGAGGAUGUUGUGCUGGACGAGUACGAAAAGCGAGGGGACAUCGUGACAGCCACUGAGGCGUAUCUCGACGACCCGCGUGUCCAUGCCCUGGUCACCGACUUCCUCCAGGCCAAGUCACCGUCCGUUAGCGAUCUUGCGCUGGCUUGCGUAUUCCACGCAGCCUCUGACGUUGGCCGAGGCGGCUGA